This is a messenger RNA of Carya illinoinensis, 684 nucleotides long. RefSeq lists its product as uncharacterized. The record is from RefSeq and is a predicted model, not a curated record. Lineage: Eukaryota; Viridiplantae; Streptophyta; Magnoliopsida; Fagales; Juglandaceae. The coding region runs from base 1 to 684 and encodes 227 amino acids. The transcript is spliced from 2 exons.
AUGGAGAAUUUACAAGCCUUAUGGGGAAAUUUUAGAUUGAGUGAAGAGGAAGACACAGCUAUCACGUUGGAGAAUGAGGCGACAAGGGAGGUUCAAAGGAAGGGGGAGCUAUGUCUUAUUGGGAAAAUCUGGAUGGAUAGAUCUAUUGGCAAGAAUAUCAUUGAAGCUACUAUGGCCAAGAUUUGGACGCUGAGUAAACAAGCAAAAUUUACAGAAGUUGGAUCCAACGUUUUCAUUAUCUCUUUUGCAAAUCAUGCUGAUCGUGGUCGUGUUAUUGAGGGACGUCCGUGGUUGUUUGAUAAGCAUAUUUUUGUGAUUGAUUUAUUUGAUGGUUUUACACAGCCAAGCUCUAUGAAGUUUGAUUCGGCAGCAAUGUGGGUUCAACUCCAUAACAUGCCUUUGGUGGGAAUCAAUAAAGAAUGUGGUGAAAGGAUUGGCAGGUCGUUGGGAGAGGUAGAAUAUGUGGAUGUUGAGGAAGAUAACGUAGCAUGGGGAAGCUUCCUGAGGCUUAGAGUCAGAAUGAACUUGUUUAAACCUUUAGCAAGAGGAAGAACUACAAUGCUAAAUGGUAUGAAAUAUUGGAUUCCAAUCCAGUAUGAGAAAUUGCCUCGAUUCUGUUUUGACUGUGGGAGAAUCUUGCAUGAGGAUGGUGUUUGUGGAAUGGGGCAGAUGGUAGAAGAAUAA